This is a messenger RNA of Cercopithifilaria johnstoni, 969 nucleotides long. Lineage: Eukaryota; Metazoa; Nematoda; Chromadorea; Rhabditida; Onchocercidae. The record is from the annotation of a GenBank genome assembly.
AUGCGUAGUAGGGAGAAAAAUAAAAGAAAUGAAGAUUCAGAAAAUAUUUUGACCAAUAAGGAAGCGCCGGAAGAUCAGCAACAGCUUCAGCAGCAACCUAUCGUUCAUCCGCCGCCAUUAGAACCAUUUCAGGAUACGGUUUUAUUAAAAAAACCACUUGGUUUACGGAUUUGCAAAAAUACUCUAAAGGUAACAUAUAUCGAGGAAUCCGGAGCAUCAGCGGGAUACGUAUCUGUUGGUGAUGUUAUCAUAGCUGCUGAUGGGCAAAAAAUCAGUACUAUCAAGGAGCUCAACAGUAUACUUAAAAAACCUUCACCGAUGAUAGCUGUCGGAUUUAAACGUACAUAUUAUUCAAAAUGCAAACACAAAAAAACAUUUGUGGAGAAGAUAGGCGUUGAACGCGGUCGAGAAAUGAAAUGCACCGGUCGAGCAAUUAAUCUAUAUCUGGUCCAAAUGGUACUACAAAUUAAUGAUAUGGUUGAUGUGAGCGACGUUCUCGGAUUAUCAGUGAAAUAUAAUGCAACAGAAAGAAUUGAAGUAAAUGCUACAGCUGUUAACAGUCUAUCAUCCUUACAUUUGCGUCCAGGCGACAUAAUACGUGAAGUAAAUGAGUAUCCUAUUGCAAGUAAAACUAUGCUUAAUUAUUUCAUACAAGAAGCAGUCAUCGAAAAAGGUCAGGUAAAUUUUACAAUCGAAAGCUCAGCCGGAGACAUUGAUAGUUAUCGUGAUCAAAUUGAAUUAGGAAGUGAUGUUUUAGAGAUCGCUCAAAAACAGAUCGUUCAAUUCCGAAUGGCUUUGGCAUCAAAAACACUAAAUCGUCCAUCAAUAUUGAAAAAACAGCGAACAAGUAAAAGUAAUAAUAAAAUCAUUAUUUCCACCAAUUUUGUCGAAUUGCCAAUUGGAGCUGAUUUUGAUCCAUCAACAUUAAAACCAUGUAAGGGAGCUAAUGUAGAAAAGCGAAAAGCGUGA